AUGGCGAUCCACUUCGGGCCGCCGGCGGCAAUCAUACUGGGGUCGGAGACGACCAAGGACUUCCACUUCGUCGGAAUGCCGCCCGGCACGAUCCUGCUGACGCCCAUGAGCGUCAGGAUCCAGCGUCAGCGGAAGCGACCGUGGCAGCAGAACGACGUCAGCCGCAAGGGCCUGCCGUGCGCCGCCGCCUUCGCGUGCACGGACUACAAGGUGCAGGGGAACGCUGGAGCGCGUGGCGCUCGAGUUGCGGGCACGAGGACGACCAACGUCGGCGGACGCGCCGUCCCGUCGCAGUGCGACCCGUACAGCCUGUACGUGCAGCUAUCGCGGUGCCCGACGCUGGACGGCAUCAUGCUCGUGUCGAAGGUGCGGAGAGGGACCUGGUGGGAAACCGGGUCCCCGGGAGAUGACCGCAGCACAGGCGAGGCUGGAGGGCUAAGCGACAGGACCGUCCGGGAGGCGCUGCGCUGGCUCGGCGACGAGGUCGAGGCCGCGGAGGAAGGGGGGAAGCCUUCCGCAGACACAAGAUUUUGA
Hirsutella rhossiliensis is the source of this 534-nucleotide messenger RNA. RefSeq names its product PIF1 protein. Bases 1 to 534 code for a protein of 177 amino acids. NCBI's taxonomy places the organism in Eukaryota, Fungi, Ascomycota, Sordariomycetes, Hypocreales, Ophiocordycipitaceae. The transcript has a single exon. The record is from RefSeq and is a predicted model, not a curated record.